AUUAGAGGCUCCAUUAGCUGCCUAGCGGGAAGGGUUUUCAGCCCCCUGGAUCCUGUAACUUCACAUCUUUGUUUUAGUCCGCUAAGUUUGUUGCUCCGUCGCUAACCUCAAUUCAUUGUCUCCCCUCCCUCGUCCCACAUGACCUCUUCCUCUCCAUCUUUAACUCCUGUACCCAUCGCUUGUCCACAAUUCUUUGUCGCAGUAUUUAAACCAAAGCAAGUACUGUAAGAACCAACCAAACAGAAAGAGACGGGGGAGGAGGAACCCAAGAAGCUGAAGCCGAGGCAGCAGGUAGUGGACGAGCGGAAACCAAUCAACCCUCCUCUCCAUUGACCUGUUAGCCCGUCCCUCCCUACCCAACCCCAUCCUUCUUGAUUUCUUCUCGGGGCAGAUUCCGAUCUCGCGGCGAGCAACCGCGUCUUCCACAUGCGGAGGCGCAGCUAGGCCCAUCCCAUGCCACCUGAGCAGGGGCGACGUCUCCGGGGAGCAGAAGCGCCAUGCCGUGCUUUCGGUUCGCGAGCUGGGAGCGGGAACGGGAGCGGGAGCGAGAAGAACGGCGUGGGACGGCGACGGCGCGGUCCCUGUCCGCGCGGUCCACAAGCAGCACGACGUCCACGGACCGCGAGGUGCGGCGGUCGGGGUCCGAGUGCUCCCUCAACGCGUCGGAGCUCAGCAGCGCCGGGUCGUUCAGCCGGUGCCGGCAGCUGUCGCUGUCGCAGCGGCCGACCAACAGCCUCCGCAUCUUCACCUUCCAGGAGCUCAAGAGCGCCACCCGCGGGUUCAGCCGCGCGCUCAUGCUCGGCGAGGGCGGCUUCGGCUGCGUCUACCGCGGCAUCAUCCGGAGCGCGCUCGACCCGCGCAGGAGCCUCGACGUCGCCAUCAAGCAGCUCGGCCGCAAGGGGCUGCAGGGGCACAAGGAGUGGAUGACCGAGGUGAACGUGCUCGGGGUAGUGGAUCACGCGAACCUGGUGAAGCUCAUCGGCUACUGCGCCGAGGACGACGAGAGGGGGAUGCAGCUGCUGCUCGUGUACGAGUUCAUGCCCAACGGGAGCCUGGCGGACCAUCUGUCGGCGAGAUCGUCGCGGCCGGCCUCGUGGGCGAUGAGGCUGAGGGUGGCGCUUGAUACCGCUCGAGGGUUGAAGUAUCUCCAUGAAGAAUCUGAAUUCAAGAUCAUAUUUCGUGAUCUGAAGCCUUCGAACAUUCUUCUCGACCAGAACUGGAACGCGAAACUGUCAGACUUUGGCUUGGCGAGAUUGGGACCGCAAGAAGGAAGCCAUGUUUCCACAGCGGUGGUGGGGACUAUAGGAUAUGCAGCUCCUGAAUAUAUCCACACAGGACGCCUCAGCACCAAGAAUGACAUAUGGAGCUAUGGCGUGGUGCUUUAUGAGCUCCUUACAGGCCGGCGACCUCUGGACCGGAACAGGCCACGAGGCGAGCAUAAUCUUGUGGACUGGGUGAAGCCCUACUCUUCCGAUGUUAAGAAGCUUGAGACUGUAAUCGAUCCGAGGCUUGAAGGGAAUUACUGCAUAAAGUCAGCAGCCAAGCUUGCAUCAGUGGCAAACAAGUGCCUGGUUCGCCAUGCCAGGUACCGACCGAAGAUGAGUGAGGUACUGGAGAUGGUGCAGAAGAUCGUUGAGAGCAGUGAGCUUGGAACACUGGAGCAUCCCCUGAUCAGCAAUUCAAAAGAAUUAGUAAGUGAUGAAAAGAAAAGAAAAUGCCUCGACUUGAAGAGAAGAGUUGCAGAUAUUAAAGCUGGGGAAGGGAGAUGGUUUGCAUGGCAAAGGUGGACGCCCAAGCUUCUGAGAACACAAUGAUUCACAGUAUCAACAGAUGAGGUGUUUCGUGCAUGAUUUGACUUGCAUAUAGUUUAGCAAAAGCAGCAACUGAAAUGUCACCUGAAGUUGUCAUUUACCAUAUAAGUCAGAGAGCAUGACAAUUGUAAACAAACUGUUUGGUGCAGCCCAGUGCGGCCACCACUAAAUAAUGGAUAGGUUUACAUUUUCUGGGAUCACACAUAGGCAGUCUUCUCCACCACUUGAGGUUCCAUGUUUUUUUAUCAUAGCUUAAUCAAAGAUCAAGUAGUCCUUUUUUAGAGUAGAAGUCUUAUUAUACAGUUUAAGUUGGUUUCGUGGAGUGACUUUUGAGUUGUAUUAAGUGUCAAAUAAGAGCAUUCAGGUAGUGCCUGUAGCUCAUUGCUUCCUGAGUUUGCCGGUGUUGUGCUUUGUGCGCACUGCGCAUGUACCUGUAGAAUUUCUGUUUCUCUAUAAUUGGCACAGCUGAUAUGCAUGAAAAGAA
Molecule: messenger RNA, 2295 nt
Organism: Phragmites australis (common reed)
Lineage: Eukaryota; Viridiplantae; Streptophyta; Magnoliopsida; Poales; Poaceae
Product: serine/threonine-protein kinase PCRK1-like
Exons: 4
Coding region: 498-1814 (438 amino acids)
Biological process (GO): protein phosphorylation
Molecular function (GO): ATP binding; protein kinase activity
Source: RefSeq, a predicted model, not a curated record